Didymodactylos carnosus is the source of this 939-nucleotide messenger RNA. The record is from the annotation of a GenBank genome assembly. NCBI's taxonomy places the organism in Eukaryota, Metazoa, Rotifera, Eurotatoria, Philodinida, Philodinidae.
AUGGCAUUUACUGUUCAUUUUAGUGCAACUGUAACACCGGCAAGUGAUCCUGAAAUAAAUGUAGCAAAUAUAGAACCCGUACGACCAAACGUUCCAUUGACAAAUUUUGUUUUCCACAAACGACAAUUAAAUACACUUGGACUAAAAUGGAAAUUAUUAUUAUCAAUAGGCCUGACUGCAUGUAUCGGAGUAGGAAUUGCUGGUGCCCUUAUUGCCACUAGAACACAAAGAGUUAGCACAACAUUAACGAUAACAACGUCUGUUACAAGUACUUCAUCAAGAACAACAACAACGGCAACUGCCUGUCCUACAGUGUAUUCGAGUUUAUAUCCAGUUCCAACAGCAAGUGUAGUUGCAUCAUCGGGAGGUAUUGAUUGGGGAUUUUAUGGGACAAAUGUUUUGAUCAAUGGAGACGCUGAAAUAGGUCUUUGUGCUAGUAACUCAAGUGUGCAGGCUCCAACAAGCUGGAAGCCCGAUGGAUUAAUUACACAGAUUUUAUAUAAUAAUUCAGAUGGCGAUCAAACGCUAACAUCGCCUGGGCCUAGUGAUCGUGGCAGAUGUUAUUUUUAUGGCCAACGUUCUUCAUCAACAAGUAUGUCACAAACAAUUGAUUUACUUUCCUACUCAUUAGCAAUUAAUAAUUAUACUGUUACGUAUAAUUUAUCAGCUUGGCUAGGCGGCUAUACUAAUCAAAAUGAUAGUACGAUUAUUUCACUUAAAUUUCUUGAUAUGUGUUGUAGUCUUUUGGGCACAAGUACAUCUAUAGGUCCUGUUACAGCUGUUGAUCGUUCAUAUGUAACAUCGUUGAAAUAUUGUUCAACAACUGGUGUAGUGUUACCUAAUACACGUUAUAUUAAUGUUAGAGUUGUCAUGACACGUUACGUAGGAGGAUAUAAUGACGGUGAUGCGGACAAUAUUUCACUCGAGCUACUAAAUUAA